Guillardia theta CCMP2712 is the source of this 583-nucleotide messenger RNA. RefSeq lists its product as hypothetical. The record is from RefSeq and is a predicted model, not a curated record. Gene Ontology annotation, cellular component: cytoplasm. NCBI's taxonomy places the organism in Eukaryota, Cryptophyceae, Pyrenomonadales, Geminigeraceae. The transcript has 9 exons. Bases 60 to 533 code for a protein of 157 amino acids.
GAUCGUUCGAAACAAGAUCCCAUCUCCAUAGCUGCCGUGUAGCCUGCGAUUCGAAUAAGAUGGGGGAGCAAGGAGAGGUUUACAUCUCAUCCAAUCCUGAAGAUGCUAAAGUUGUUGAGGGAUUCAGGCUCGAGCAUAUGAACAUGCGAGAUGCAGACUCAGGGCAGAUCUUGUGGGAAUCGCCAGCAGACUGGGAGGGAAAGUUCUUCUUUCAAGAGCUCGAGGCCCACGUGCCGCGGGAAAUCCUCGCAUGCAAGUCUGUGUCAAGGGAAGUGAGGUUUUCUUCGGUGGAGAAGAUGGACGACUUCAAGCUGCUUCAGAAAAUUUACUUCCAGGGCUCUUGUUUCGAGGAGUGGUUUUUCAAGUUCGGCUUCGUGAUGCCCAACUCCACCAACAGCUGGCAGAGCACGAUAGAAGCUGCGCCUGAAAUGCUUCCAGCUGAAAUUUUGUCGGGCAAUGUUACGAUAGAAAGCAAUUUCUUCGACGGGGAGAGGCUGCUGGCCAAGAGUUUAAUACGAGUGUUCUACGAGUAGAACACUCGUAAUAGUUUCCAGAUGAUUCUUCUUGAACGCUGCAAAGUCGU